AUGGUGCUCCCUGGGAAAAAGCCUGCUGGGGAAACUUGCAAUUCAAAUAAGAAGUGUAAGCAGUAUUUCAAUGAGCACUGGAAGGAUGAAUUCACCUGGUUGGAAUUUGACUCUGAACAGAAGCUCAUGUUCUGCAACGAGUGCCACCAGGCCCUUGUGAGAAAACAUGGCAAAGCUGAGAAUGCCUUUACUGUGGGCACGGAUAACUUCCAGCACCAUGCCCUCUUUGUCACCUCAGGGGCUCACCAGCAGACCCUGGCAGUCAAUAGAGAGCAGUUGGCCUUUGAAGCACAGGUGCAAAACCACCAGGUGCUGAAUUCAGAUGUCAAAAUGGAAGUCAACCCUAUCAAAAUAGCCAUCUUCACCACCAUCUUCAUGGCCAAGGAGGAGUUUCCAGAUGAGAAAUGCUCCUCUCUGCUUGAGUUGCAGAGGUUCAAUUUCUGCCCAGCGCUGCUGACCUCUGAGCACAGCUGAUACUGCCAUUCCAGCAGCAUCCAUGCAGCCUUGUUGCUUCAGCUGGAGAGUCAGAGAGAUCUCCAUCGGCAUUUGAUCUCUGUGAGGAGCUGAAGAAAUUCCAUUUUGUUGCUUUCACUAAACUACUUCUGGACACCUUGCCCAUCUUCCAGAAACUAAACUGAUUCUUCCAGUUAGAGGACUUUGAUCUCUCCAUAUUGAAGCCUGUUGUCUGCCACCACCAUCAGCCUCCAAAACCAGAAGAAAGCCAAUGGCCACAACUUCAAAGACUUCCUUAACAAGCUCAGUGAACAGUACCACUUUGAGUACCAGGAUGUAGGGAGUAGGUUCUGCUACAAAGGGGUGGAACUGAGUGACUGUUCCAAGAUACACUUGACAAACUUUGAACAUUUCAAGGACACUUAUCUAGACAGUCUCCAGUGCAAACUGAAGGAUAUAUUCCCUAGCAGUUCUCUGGAAGUGGUCAACUCUUUCUCUACUUUAUUUAAUCCCAAGUGCUAUUCUCGCUCUUUAGAUGAAAUUGGAAGCUAUGGUGUGGAUGAACUGAACUUCCUUUUGCAGAUGUAUUCCUGUGUGGUGGGAAGCAAGCAGGCACUGAAUGAUUUCCCCUUCUUCAAACGGGUAGUAUGUAGCCUUAAUCAGCUAACUGCAACAUUUUGUUAAUCAUCUAUUUAUGGACUAUCCUUCAGUGGAAGACUCCCAGGAUAGUGUACAAUUUAAACCAACCAACAAAAUUAUCAUUAUGCUUUUGUGUUAAUUUUUCAAAUUGUCAUUACCCACUGUGGAAUCACAAAAGUGAUGAAGGGUAGGAUAUAAAGAAAACCAGGAAUUGUCCAGCAUCGUGAAAAUUGUCAUUGAUGGACCAACCCUCAAUUUGUUUGAUUUUACUUUAGCCAUUUAAUAUUAUAUCAGCAUGAGAGAAAUGGACUUUAUAACAGCACAUGUCAAGUAAGAUUUAGAAAGGGACAUGAAGAACACAAUUUGAACUGAAAACAGUGUUUGCUGAGAUUACUAGACUGAGGGCUGGGGGAGAGAGGGGGGAUGCCUUACAUUUUAACUAAAGACUUUAAAGACUGAGGUGCUCUUCUUCUUCCUGCCACCCUAAGCAUCAAACAAUCAUCUUGUUCCAUCCUUAACUACAGUGAAUUUCAGGUUCCCAAAUUAUGUGUAUAACAAGUCCUAACACGAGUUUCUUGCAUUUGAGAAAGAUUUGUUGUAUCUGAAAAAGAGGGAAGGAUGUGUCUUCUAUUUUAUCCAAGUUCUCCUGUCACUUUUCUUCUGAGCUUACUCUUUACUGUGUAUGUAGCAACUUGGUAUAACUGGUAAAUAAAUCGGUUCCCAUAUUGGA
This is a messenger RNA of Rhineura floridana, 1822 nucleotides long. RefSeq names its product chromosome 11 C17orf113 homolog (gene C11H17orf113). The record is from RefSeq and is a predicted model, not a curated record. NCBI's taxonomy places the organism in Eukaryota, Metazoa, Chordata, Lepidosauria, Squamata, Rhineuridae.